Soboliphyme baturini is the source of this 195-nucleotide messenger RNA. Lineage: Eukaryota; Metazoa; Nematoda; Enoplea; Dioctophymatida; Soboliphymatidae. The record is from the annotation of a GenBank genome assembly.
GUGCAUAACGAACCGCCUCAGCCGACCACUUAUGCUGAAAAACACGUCGAAGACAGUCCCAGAAAGGACAUUCCGGCGAUGUUCUCGAUGAGUGCCGCUGAGUUGCGCCAACAACUAUCCAGAAACAAGAAAGUCGAUAAGAAGAGCGAAGCUGUCAGCAUGAAGGAGAAGUUCAGAAUAGCCGAGAACCUGUAA